AUGUCUACCAUACUUCUCACUGGAGCGAACUCGUUCGUCGGUUCGCACAUUAUCGAUGCAUUGAUCAAGCUCAAUCAUAAGGUGGUGGGAACUGUCCGGUCAGCUGCGGCUGCUAAUGACAUUCUAUCUUUUCAUCCUGAAUGGAAAGACUCUCUUGAAGUAGUUGUUGUUGAGGACAUUACAAAUGGAGACGCUUGGGAUGAACUUGCUGACACUUUGAAACAGGUUGUGCAUGUUGCUGCACCGCUCUUGGACAAUCCGGGAAACACUGACUACGACCAACAUUUUCUGACCCCCAGUGUCGAAGGAAACCUAGCGCUUCUCCGUUCCGCGCAAGCGAAUGCGCCGGCUCUAAAGUCAAUCGUUGUAACCGGAUCUAUCAAUGCCUGCACUACAGGCUCGCCUAAGGAAGUGUCGGCAGGCCCAAUAACCAAUUCAACAUGGCUCCCAGUGACCAAGGAGGCAGCACGUGAAGCUCAGAAUGCCUACAUCUCUUACUGCUCAGGAAAAAAAGAAGGAGAACUUGCCAUUUGGGAUUUUGUAAAGACGAACUCUCCGAAGUUUUCUGUUACCGUCUUUCUACCAGCGCUCAUCUUUGGACCUCCAAUCGAGCCAGUUAAGCAGGGGGCAAAAGGUCUACACUAUAGCGCCAGGAUCAUUUACAGCUUCUUCAACGGCACAUACACAACCAUUCCGCCUACCACUUUCCCGAGCUACGUCGAUGUUCGCGACUUGGCAGAGGCCCACGUGAAGGCGCUCACGGAACCUAAGGUGGCUAAUAAGAGACUCACCAUCGGUGGCCAAUCCAUGACAUAUACAAAGCUUGUGCACUCUCUCGCCAAAGUUCCGGAACUGAAGGGCCGUUUGCCCGCCGAUAGUGGGGAGGAUGAAAACGUUGUUCCCGCGACAGUUAUCGCAGAUGAGGCAACUGAGGCGCUCAAUUUGACGUUCAGGAGCAUUGAUGAGACGAUGGCUGACACGGCGAAGAGAAUCUUGGAAUUGGAGAAACAAAACUAA
Messenger RNA from Trichoderma virens Gv29-8, 1017 nucleotides. RefSeq lists its product as uncharacterized. The transcript has 3 exons. NCBI's taxonomy places the organism in Eukaryota, Fungi, Ascomycota, Sordariomycetes, Hypocreales, Hypocreaceae. The record is from RefSeq and is a predicted model, not a curated record. Gene Ontology annotation, molecular function: oxidoreductase activity, acting on the CH-OH group of donors, NAD or NADP as acceptor. Bases 1 to 1017 code for a protein of 338 amino acids.